UUGGAUGCUGUCAGCCCGUGCAUGGCGCCUUACGACUCCUUUUGUUGGGUUGUCGAUGCCCAGAAAACACAAUGCUCUCGGGAUUUUUCAUAAGUGAUGGCGAGUCGUCUUGGGAGAGGAUGGAUACAUCUACUGCUAGUUCGCUUGGUCAACUGAACUUAUCUGACAGUGGACUUUAUAUCUACAAUCUGUCAGAGACUUCUGUAAACUCAACAGCUAUGGAGAACGUCACUAGCAUACUUAGCUCGCCUGGAGAAUCCCUAGUACCACCUGUAUCCUUGGGAACAAUCAUAACUCUGAGCAUUUUAUUUUUCAUUAUUGGUGUACUAGGCAUUGUGGGAAAUUCCCUGGUAAUAACGGUCAUCUUAAUAGACAGGAAAAUGAGACAAUCUGUGACCAAUGUCUUUAUUAUGAACCUGGCAAUAGCUGACCUCUUCAUUAUGGUUUUCUUCGUCCCUGAUAUAAUUCAGUUUAUUCUCAAUCGAGGCUGGAUGAUUGGUGGGAUGUGUAAAUUCAAUAGAUACAUCCAGGUGACGUGCCUGUACGUUUCUGUUCUUUCUCUGGUGUCUGUCUGCAUAGAAAGAUUUGUGGCUAUCGUGUUUCCUAUCAAAGCCCAGAUUUUGUGUAACCGAAGAAAGAACUUCAUAGUCGUGUCAUUGAUAUGGUCCGUCGGCAUAAUGUAUGGCUUACCAACUGCCCUGUACAACCGAGUCAUCCCUGUCCCUCUUCUGAAUUUCUCGUUAUGCUUGACGUCAUUUCCGAACAUGCUCGAUCAGCACAUUUACAAAUUUUCAGAAUUUGCAUUGUUCUACUUUAUUCCUGUCUGUAUUCAAAUUGUGCUUUAUGCGAUUAUUGGACAGCGGUUGUACGUCAGCACAAGUGAGCUUCACACCAAGUUCCAGAUGAGGAAGGAGUCGGGCUGUAAAUCUGACCGAGCAGGCGACACCAUUAAAGCCAGGAAGGGUGUCGUCAAGAUGCUGGCGGCUAGCGUAAUAGUGUACACAGUUUGCUACGCCCCGCCCCAAGUCUUGCUUUUCUACAAUGUUAUCUCCAACACAAAGUUCCAACAGACUUGGGAAUUUGUAGCGAUAGUCCACGUGAUUGCGUAUAUUAACUCAGCUGCAAAUCCUAUCUUGUAUAGCAUAUUUAGUCAGAAUUUCAGGAAAAAUUUCAAGAAAUGUUUAAAAUGCAUUUGUUUAAAAAGCAAAAAGAAGUAUACUCGAGUUAUGUUUGACUCGUCAAUAGAAUCCUCACGGAUGCUUUCCGGAAAGAGUAGCCAAAAGACCUCUAUUUCUCGUGUGUAAUGAGUAAGAAAAUUCAAUAUUUUUUCAACUCUAUAUGUCCACUUUAAUGUGUAUUUAUCUUUUACAUUUAUUUUUGUCAAUGCUAAACGUUAUUUCCACUAGAGUUUUCUGUCUUAAUGUCGAUCAUAUUUGAUUUGAAAUUUCUAUAAAAAUUUUGGAAUUUUGCUAUUUUCAGAGUAAUUCAAGGUCAAAUACUUUUCUUCUUCUUCUUGAUAAUAUAAUAUAAUAUCUAAAACAUUUCAUUUGAUUACAUAUCAUUACAAACAAAUUUAUCUCGCAACAAACAUCAUACCAGAUUUGAAAGUAUAAGGCAUCCCUGCUUCAAUAAUGCCCCUUCACCCUUGAAUUAUUACUCCACGAUCUUAAUCUCCAGAGUCUGUCGAGGUUAAAGUUGUUCCGUAUAGAGGUAUCACGUGGUUGAUGUUGCAUCCAUAACAUUAAACUGUCCUUA
Saccostrea cuccullata (small rock oyster) is the source of this 1755-nucleotide messenger RNA. RefSeq names its product neuropeptide receptor 15-like. Gene Ontology annotation, biological process: G protein-coupled receptor signaling pathway. NCBI's taxonomy places the organism in Eukaryota, Metazoa, Mollusca, Bivalvia, Ostreida, Ostreidae. Gene Ontology annotation, molecular function: G protein-coupled receptor activity. Gene Ontology annotation, cellular component: membrane. The record is from RefSeq and is a predicted model, not a curated record.